Messenger RNA from Sinocyclocheilus grahami, 583 nucleotides. Its product is annotated as ras-related protein Rab-3C-like. The transcript is spliced from 3 exons. The record is from RefSeq and is a predicted model, not a curated record. NCBI's taxonomy places the organism in Eukaryota, Metazoa, Chordata, Actinopteri, Cypriniformes, Cyprinidae. The coding region runs from base 90 to 446 and encodes 118 amino acids. Gene Ontology annotation, molecular function: GTPase activity; GTP binding.
CUGAUGCUGAUGCUCAGAGGACACGGAGAGAUUCGAGCAUCACCGGGAACCGACUGAAUUAUCGUGCCAAAUCUUCGGGCUUCGGUAGGAUGCGUCAGGACGGAUCCAUGCAGAUGGCUGCGACACAGAAAGAAGGAUCUGACCAGAACUUCGAUUACAUGUUCAAACUGCUGAUCAUCGGCAACAGCAGUGUAGGAAAGACGUCGUUUCUCUUCCGGUACGCUGACGACUCCUUCACAUCAGCGUUUGUGAGCACGGUGGGCAUCGAUUUCAAAGUCAAAACCGUCUACAAGAACGACAAGAGAAUCAAACUGCAGAUAUGGGAUACUGCGGGGCAGGAGAGAUACCGCACCAUCACCACGGCGUACUAUCGUGGAGCCAUGGGCUUCAUCCUCAUGUAUGACAUCACUAACGAGGAGUCGUACGGAGCCGUGCAGGACUGGUGAGUGACCCAGAGCCGUGUGGGAGGAGGAGAUGCGAUCGCAGCCAAAAUCCCUGGACAAAUCCUCACGGCCAUACAGUGAUCACGCAGAGCCGCUUCUGCUGUAGUUGAAGCAUUUCUGCAUAACAGAUUGUGUGUGUG